Molecule: messenger RNA, 1013 nt
Organism: Syngnathoides biaculeatus (alligator pipefish)
Lineage: Eukaryota; Metazoa; Chordata; Actinopteri; Syngnathiformes; Syngnathidae
Product: general transcription factor IIF subunit 2-like
Exons: 8
Coding region: 95-868 (257 amino acids)
Biological process (GO): transcription by RNA polymerase II; transcription initiation at RNA polymerase II promoter
Cellular component (GO): transcription factor TFIIF complex
Source: RefSeq, a predicted model, not a curated record
AGAAGUUCCGGUUAAGCGGCUGUCCCAAUCAUUUGAGAUUAAAGACCACCUGCGUAGUUAGUUUAUUGUUCCUAUCCGGAAUUGUUGGUAUUAAAUGGCAAGUAUGAAAGAAAAAGGGGAAGUUAAUCUCACUGGAGUUAAACAAAGUAAAGGCGUGUGGCUUGUCAAGGUUCCCAAAUACUUAGCUCAACAGUGGGACAAAGCAACAGAGAAGGGAGAGGUGGGGAAGAUUACUAUUGAAAAAAAGCAAGGCAAAACUCAGGUUUGUUUCACCCUGAAUGAUGAGCUGACAGCUGUGGGCGCUGUUGGGGAAAAUGAUUCCAUUUUGCAGGCCCCCAGAGACCAUCCGUUCACCAUGAACUCACUGGGUGGACAGACCAUGGCUGUUUUUAGCCAGGGUGACAAAGAAAUCUGUCUGGAGGGGACGGUGGUGCACAGAGCUGAAUGCAGACCCGUCGUCACUGACAACUACAUGAAGCUAAAGAAGGUGCAGAUGAAGGAAUCGUUGAAGCCUCAGCGUUUGUCGCAGCAGCUGGAGAGAGCCAUCACGACUGUGUUCAAACCGGUGGCCAACCACAACUUCAACGUGGAAUACGAAAAGAAGAAGAAGUCAGAGGGGAAGAUGGUGAGAGCUGAGCGACAGGUGGUGUUGGAUAUGCUCUUCACCGCCUUUGAGAAGCACCAGUACUACAAUAUAAAGGACCUGGUGGACAUCACCAAGCAACCUGUGACAUACCUGAAAGAAAUCAUGAGGGAAAUUGGUACAUACAACAGCAAAGGUGUUCACAAAAGCACGUGGGAGCUGAAAGCAGAGUACAGGCACUACCAGUCACCUGAGGAGGAAGACGAUGAGAUGCAGACAGCCUGACUCCACCAAGUUCCUCUUUUUUUUCAUGCACUUGUUACUUCACUUAUGCCAAAAGUCAUCUUAGAUAUCAACUAUCAUAAAUGUAAGUUUUUUCUUUUCAUUAAAGAUGAUGAAAUCCUUUCUCUCCAUAUUGGGAAGUCCAGUA